Messenger RNA from Carassius auratus (goldfish), 865 nucleotides. RefSeq lists its product as uncharacterized. The coding region runs from base 58 to 702 and encodes 214 amino acids. The transcript is spliced from 8 exons. The record is from RefSeq and is a predicted model, not a curated record. Lineage: Eukaryota; Metazoa; Chordata; Actinopteri; Cypriniformes; Cyprinidae.
UUUAACCGUUGGCCUUCUUCUAGACUUCACUGCAGCCGUUAACUCAGCCAGUCCAAGAUGUAUUCUAUAGUUGUUUUUACUGAAAAGAAUGAGACAGAGGUGAUACCAAGUGACUGGCUGAGCAUCGACAAAAAAAUUUCCUUUUGGCCCCCAUAUAAUAGUACAAAAUGUAGAAAAGCGGUUGAAAAAAAUGAAACUCCGGAUGAAGAAUGGAACGAAUAUAUAACUGAAUGGGUGGCUGAGUAUGAUUCCUAUGAAAAAGCCAGAAGAAAGCUGGUGAAGUUUUGUAAAGGCAACAGUUUGGAGUCUACAGAUGAGGACAGUGUACGGAAAAGAGUACCAUCAUCAAAAUAUGUAAAUGGAUUUACAUCAGGAAGACCUCCAGUGCAGGCCUCAACAAGCUGGCUCCACACAGAGACAAUGGAAAGACCAAAAAAAAAAAACUUCUGCAGUAAUGGAGCCAAAAGACUGAAAUUGCCAGCCAUACCACCAUUUGCACCAUCAGCACCUGCUAUGACAGUCCCUGAACCAAGACAAGAUGAUGCAGCCAAAAAACAAGGAGCAAAAGUGGUGGAAGCCGAGGAAAAAAUAAAAACCUGGCUGAAGUAUAGUGGAGACCGAAAUGGAGGAAGAAAAAAAAGAGCGACAGAAAAAGAAAAGCAGAAGCCUCAAGCAGAUUCCAGCAGCUGUGAAAGUGAAUGAGUAUGCUGCUACUUCUCCUCCGCUCCGUCUAAAUCAUCAGAACCACACACAAUCUCUAAUUUGCUUCAAAAAACUCUGCAGAAUCCGGAAGAGAGUCUGCACAUUUUCUCAUUAAACUGCAAUAAGUUAAUUUUGUUACCAAUAAAUUCAUUUUUAUAACCAA